This is a messenger RNA of Adineta steineri, 762 nucleotides long. NCBI's taxonomy places the organism in Eukaryota, Metazoa, Rotifera, Eurotatoria, Adinetida, Adinetidae. The record is from the annotation of a GenBank genome assembly.
AUGCCUACAGAUUGGUAUCAAUUAAAUCAGUCUUUAAAUAGUACAGCAACUACAUCGCAGAAUCCAACAACAACAACAAACGAAAUAUCAGCUCAAUCUCAAAUAAAACAAAAACAAAAGAGUAAAUUUCAAAAGUUUGCAACUACUGUUGCUGGAGGACAUAGGAAAGGACAAGAAUUAAAUCAACUCUAUUGGCCCGAAGGGAUUUUUAUUGAUAAUGAUAAAUCAAUUUAUGUUGCUGAUUCUUAUAAUCAUCGUAUUGUUAAAUGGAAAUUGAAUUCAAAUGAGGUAAGACGAUGGAAACAAGGAGAUAAAAAAGGUGAAUUAGUAGCAGGUGGAAAUGGUCAAGGAAAUCAUGUUAAUCAACUAAAUGGUCCUCAUAAUAUAUUUAUUGAUGAAAACGAUUCACUUUAUAUAUCAGAUCAGAACAAUCAUCGUGUAAUGAAAUGGAAAAAAGGUGCAAAAGAAGGUGAAGUUGCUGCUGGAGGAAAUGGUCUUGGAAAUAGUCUCAAACAAUUACAUCAACCUCAAGGAGUGAUUGUUGAUCAUUUGGGUCAAAUCUAUGUGGCAGACUGUUGGAAUCAUCGAAUAAUGCGUUGGUGUGAAGGAGAUAAAGAAGGUGAACUUGUUGUUGGCGGAAAUGGUUUAGGAAAGCAAUUAAAUCAAUUAAAUUUUCCCACAGGUUUAUCAUUUGAUAAUGAAGGAAAUCUUUAUGUUGCUGAUUAUUAUAAUUAUCGAAUCCAAAAAUAUAAAAAAACUUGA